This is a messenger RNA of Medicago truncatula (barrel medic), 4428 nucleotides long. Its product is annotated as leucine-rich repeat receptor-like serine/threonine-protein kinase At1g17230. Lineage: Eukaryota; Viridiplantae; Streptophyta; Magnoliopsida; Fabales; Fabaceae. The record is from RefSeq and is a predicted model, not a curated record. The transcript is spliced from 3 exons. Gene Ontology annotation, biological process: protein phosphorylation. Bases 771 to 4121 code for a protein of 1116 amino acids. Gene Ontology annotation, molecular function: ATP binding; protein kinase activity; protein binding.
AGGCACUAUGGCACUAACUUUCACAUAGUUUCAUAUUCAUUCAUAUUGGAAAUGAUUACAUCAAUGACCCAACCAAAAUUAAAUUCCCAUAAUGGUAGGCUCAGCAACAAUGGCGGAGAAUUGUGAUGAUCCUAACAAAUCCACACGUCCUUAUUCUCUUUUUUUCAUUCCACACACACCAUUUAGUCAAACACAUAUGAUAUAGUAACUGUUCAUAAAAAAACCACACAUUAUGGUUCUGAUUAAUUUCAUUACAACAACAUGGACCAAAAACAUAACAAACAAAGUAACAAGUUUCAAUGAUGAAAACAAAAACAAAAACAAGAACAAUAGUAACUAGUUUGUUUAUGCUACUUUGCUGUAAAGUAGUGUAACACAAUAUGGAGUUGACUCAAUAAUCAUGAUCAUAUAUUUCACGGUUUAUCCAAACUUUUUCAUGCUCUCAUCAAUCAAAGUUUAUAGCUUUACUUUCUCUCUCUUAUUUAUCUCUCUGUUGUGUAUUCAUUGUUUUCAUGGGUCUAUUUAAUUUUUCUCCUAACCAAAAGGGUCAUUUCAUUUCUUUAACAACACGGUAUCUUUUGUUUUUAUUUCAAUUUUCUAUGUCAUCUUCUGUUAUGUCUUGAACUUCUCAAUUUUUCAUGUUCACACACACUAUAUGUGUUUAGCUUCUGUUCUUGUCAAGUAUUUGAUGUUUUUGUUUUGUUUUCCUAUGUUUUGCUUUGAUUUUUAAGACAACUGUUUUAUGUUUUUGUUGAUUUUCCUUUGAAAAAAUGGGAUUGGAGUUAAGUUUCAGCUCAAAAAAUGUGUUUUUUCACUUUUACAUGAUUUUAUUGUUUAGUCUUGGAAUCUUCUUUGUAAGUUCAAUCAAUGAAGAAGGUUCAACUCUUUUGAAGUUUACAAUUACUCUUUUAGAUUCAGAUAACAAUCUUGUUAACUGGAAUCCUUCUGAUUCAACUCCAUGCAAUUGGACUGGUGUGUCUUGCACUGAUUCAUUGGUAACUUCUGUUAAUCUUUACCACCUUAAUCUUUCUGGUAGUUUGUCACCUACUAUAUGUAAUCUUCCAUAUUUAGUUGAGUUGAAUCUUUCCAAAAAUUUCAUCUCUGGUCCAAUUUCUGAACCUUUUUUUGAUAAAUGUAAUAAACUUGAGGUUUUAGACCUUUGUACUAAUAGGCUUCAUGGACCAUUUCUAUCUCUUAUUUGGAAAAUCAAAACACUUAGAAAACUUUACCUUUGUGAAAAUUACAUGUAUGGUGAAAUUCCAAAUGAGAUUGGAGAACUAAUAUCACUUGAAGAGUUAGUGAUUUAUAGCAACAACUUAACCGGAAUCAUUCCGAAAUCAAUCAGUAAAUUGAAGAAGCUUAGAGUAAUAAGAGCAGGUUUGAAUGGUCUCUCAGGAACAUUACCUUCAGAAAUUAGUGAGUGUGAUAGUUUAGAGACAUUAGGGUUAGCACAGAAUCAGUUAGUAGGUUCUAUUCCAAAAGAGCUUCAAAAGCUUCAGAAUCUUACAAAUUUGAUUUUAUGGCAAAACUCUUUUUCUGGUGAGCUUCCUCCUGAGAUUGGAAACAUUAGUUGCCUUGAAUUACUUGCUUUGCAUCAAAAUUCGUUGAUUGGUGAUGUCCCGAAAGAUAUCGGAAGGCUAUCGCGGUUGAAGAGGUUGUACAUGUAUACUAAUCAGUUGAAUGGAACAAUUCCACCUGAGUUAGGAAACUGUACUAAUGCUGUUGAGAUUGAUCUUUCGGAAAACCAUUUGAUUGGUAUCAUUCCUAAAGAGUUAGGUCAAAUCUCUAAUCUUACCUUGCUUCACCUAUUUGAAAACAAUUUGCAGGGUCAUAUUCCAAAGGAACUUGGAAAUUUGAGGCUGCUAAGAAAUUUAGAUUUGUCAUUGAAUAACUUAACUGGUAGAAUUCCAUUGGAGUUUCAAAAUCUGGAACUCAUGGAAGAUUUGCAGUUAUUUGAUAAUCAACUUGAAGGUGUGAUUCCACCUCGUCUUGGAGCUGUUAAGAACCUUACUAUUCUUGAUAUAUCCGAAAAUAACCUUGUUGGUAAGAUACCGAUCCAUCUUUGUGAAUAUCAGCAGCUUCAAUUCCUUAGCCUUGGAUCAAAUAGGCUCUUUGGAAAUAUUCCUUAUAGCUUGAAAACUUGCAAGUCACUUGUGCAGUUAAUGUUGGGAGACAAUCUUUUGACAGGAAGUUUACCUGUUGAAUUGUAUGAACUUCAUAAUCUUACCGCGCUCGAGCUCCAUCAGAACCGAUUCUCGGGUUUUAUUAGCCCUGAAAUUGGUCAACUUCGGAAUUUAGUGAGGCUUCGCUUGUCAGAUAAUCAUUUUUCUGGUUAUCUCCCUUCUGAGAUUGGAAAUUUAUCACAACUUGUCACAUUCAAUGUCUCGUCUAACCGUUUAGGUGGAAGUAUUCCAGACGAAUUAGGAAACUGUGUGAAGCUGCAGAGGCUUGAUCUUAGAGGGAACAAGUUUACUGGUAUGCUUCCAAAUUCAAUUGGAAAUCUUGUGAAUUUGGAGCUACUAAAAGUCUCUGAUAACAUGCUUUUUGGAGAAAUACCGGGUACUUUGGGAAACCUUAUUCGGCUAACUGAUUUAGAGCUCGGUGGCAAUCGGUUUUCAGGACGCAUCUCUUUUCAUUUGGGGAGACUUUCUGCUCUUCAAAUAGCACUUAACUUGAGUCACAACAAUCUUUCUGGUACGAUUCCUGAUAGCUUAGGGAGCUUGCAAAUGCUAGAAUCACUUUACUUGAAUGAUAAUCAACUUGUCGGUGAAAUUCCUUCAUCAAUUGGUGAGUUGCCUAGUCUUUUAACAUGCAAUGUAUCUAACAAUAAGCUGAUAGGAGCUGUUCCUGACACAACUACAUUCAGAAAGAUGGACUUGACGAAUUUUGCGGGGAACAAUGGUUUGUGCCGUGUAGGUACUAAUCACUGUCAUCCAUCUUUAGCUUCAUCUCAUCAUGCAAAGCCAAUGAAAGACGGUUUAUCAAGGGAAAAGAUAGUGAGCAUUGUCUCUGGAGUGAUUGGUUUUGUUUCUCUUAUUUUCAUAGUUUGUAUAUGUUGGACUAUGAUGAGGCGCCACCGCAGCGACUCUUUUGUUUCUAUCGAAGAACAAACAAAGUCUAAUGUAUUAGAUAACUAUUACUUUCCAAAAGAAGGCUUCACUUACAAUGAUCUCUUGGAAGCUACUGGAAAUUUUUCAGAAGGUGAAGUUAUAGGAAGAGGAGCUUGUGGAACUGUCUAUAAAGCUGUUAUGAAUGAUGGUGAAGUUAUCGCUGUCAAGAAGCUGAAUACACGAGGUGGAGAAGGAACGAGUAUGGACCGAAGCUUCCUUGCAGAGAUUUCAACUCUUGGAAAGAUCAGGCACAGGAACAUAGUGAAGCUGCAUGGCUUUUGUUUUCAUGAGGAUUCAAAUCUUCUCUUGUAUCAAUACAUGGAAAAUGGAAGCCUUGGAGAAAAACUUCAUUCAAGUUCAAAAGAAUGUGUAUUGGAUUGGAAUGUUAGAUAUAAAAUAGCUCUAGGAGCAGCAGAAGGAUUAUGUUAUCUUCAUUAUGAUUGUAAACCUCAAAUCAUUCAUCGCGAUAUUAAGUCGAACAACAUUUUGCUUGAUCAUAUGUUUCAGGCUCAUGUUGGAGACUUCGGAUUAGCAAAGUUGAUCGACUUUUCAUUAUCAAAAUCUAUGUCUGCUGUUGCUGGAUCAUUUGGCUACAUUGCCCCAGAAUAUGCUUACACAAUGAAGGUGACUGAAAAAUGUGACAUCUAUAGUUUUGGGGUAGUUUUGCUGGAACUAGUAACUGGUAGGUCACCAGUUCAACCAUUGGAGCAAGGUGGUGAUUUAGUGAGUUGGGUGAGGAGAUCAAUUCAAGCAUCCAUACCUACAUCUGAAUUAUUUGACAAAAGAUUGAAUUUGAGUGAACAAAAAACUGUUGAAGAAAUGUCUCUUAUUCUAAAAAUUGCACUGUUUUGCACAAGUUCAUCUCCACUUAAUAGGCCUACAAUGAGAGAGGUCAUUGCAAUGUUGAUUGAUGCUAGAGAAUAUGUCAACCAAUCACCAAACUCUCCUACAUCUGAAUGUCCACUUGAUGAAUAUAAAAGCUCUUCUUCCAAAGAUGAUAGUCUUGAGUAGUGAAUUUGAAGAAGCUUCACUAUGUCCUCAAAGGAGAGUUAUUUGAGCAAUACAUUUCCACAUGUUUGAAUCUUGAUCAAUGAUGUCCCCUAGCUCAAAUGAAUAAAUAACUUUACCUUAAAGAAAGUAAAAAAUGCAAUACUUUAACACAAUCAGGAUCAUUUCCUUCAUGUGCAAGUUCCUCUACUAUGUUGUUUGACAAGUUUUCAUCCAAAGGGUAUCAAACAAGUCUAAUAUAGUAUUUGUGAUGAUUCUAUUAACAUACCAAAACUCUUCUCAAUGUAGACACUCUUUGUUUGAUGCCUUA